UCUGAAAUUUCUUGUCUGAUCACAAGAUGAUGAUUCCAAACAAACGACGCCGUAGAUUCGAGGUCACCGAAGUCGACGAACACGAUGAGCUUGUGUGCAGUUCUUCUCCUGACAGACCCAAAACGAAAUUGAAGAUGGUUGUUGGGUCUUCAUACUUUCCUAAAAACAACAAAUUAAACCCUAAAGGAGAGGAUGCCCACUUCAUCUGUGAGCACAAGAACACAAUUGGAAUUGCUGAUGGAGUUGGUGGUUGGGCUAGGCAUGCUGUCGAUUCGGGCAUAUACGCAAGAGAACUCAUGUCCAAUUGUCUUGUGGCUCUGGAUAAAGAACAAAUUGGAGCUGUUAAUCCAAAGAGUGUUUUACAGGAGGCCUAUUCAAACACAAAGGCUCAAGGUUCUUCUACUGCUUGUGUUCUAACAUUGCGGGAGGAUCACAUAUUACAGGCAGCGAAUGUGGAUGAUAGCGGGUUCAUGAUCUUUAGAGACAAUAAAUUGUUGUUUCGGUCACCAACAAUGCAGCAUGGAUUUAAUCAUCCCUAUCAAUUGGGGAACCAUGUGAGGAGUGAUCGACCGGAGUGUGCAGACGUGAUUGAGAUCGGUUUUUUGGAGCCUGGUGAUAUCAUUGUUGCUGGUACUGAUGGGGUGUUCGACAACAUUCAUCCAUUUGAGAUUGUGGAGGUGUUUGAACAAACUGAUGGGAGUGUAUGGCCAGAGCAGCAUGCUUGUAUGAUCGCUUCCAUUGCGCUGGAGAACUCGCUCGAUGAGGACUACUUGUCUCCCUUUCAAAUUGCAGCAGAGGCAGCGGGACAGGAUUAUGACGGGGGCAAGUACGACGACAUCACAGUGGUGGUUGCGAUGAUAGAAUCCCUCAAGACAUGA
Tripterygium wilfordii is the source of this 878-nucleotide messenger RNA. Its product is annotated as probable protein phosphatase 2C 55. Lineage: Eukaryota; Viridiplantae; Streptophyta; Magnoliopsida; Celastrales; Celastraceae. The record is from RefSeq and is a predicted model, not a curated record. The transcript has a single exon. The coding region runs from base 27 to 878 and encodes 283 amino acids.